Molecule: messenger RNA, 6660 nt
Organism: Bursaphelenchus xylophilus (pine wood nematode)
Lineage: Eukaryota; Metazoa; Nematoda; Chromadorea; Rhabditida; Aphelenchoididae
Source: the annotation of a GenBank genome assembly
AUGAGCUUUGUCUCGCUGUUCUUUUGGUGCCUGGACACGUUCGGCCUCACGUUGGGCCUCGUGCUGGAACUCAUGCUGAUCACGGUGGUGAUCAACUUCAGCGGCGGCAAGAACAGCGUCAUGGAGUUGUAUGGGCGAAUGGUGGUGGUGAUCGCCAUGCAGGACGCAAUGUUCUGCUUCUACGAGCUGAACGUGCAGCAUGUAAGUGGCGGUUUUUUUGCCGAAAAUUUCAGAGUUUGUGACCUUUUUCUUAUGCAGUGAGGAACCGGAUCCAAUGGCAAAAAACGUCUCAUUUUGCAUCCCGGAAGGGACUAAAAUGUCUCCAAACCCUGGCCUUCUCUAUGCUAAAUAACCCCCGCUUUGAAGAGUCCUCCUUGAAGGGAAGGGUGCACUUUUUUUCAAAGCAGAGUUUUUCAGCUUAAAGAAGGGAAGGGUUUGGAGUCAUUUUGGUCCCUUCCGGGAUGCAAAAUGAGACGUUUUUUGCCGUUGGAUCAGGUCCCUCACUGUAUGUAUUUUUCGACCAAAGAAUCUUCAUUGUUUUCGCAACAACUAUCGCAUAAGUGUUUGAAAAAUUUGAUUAUGUUUUACCGUUAAUUUUGAGUAAUAGGCUCACCGGUAAUAUCAUUAAUUUUGGCUACUCGGACUUUCCGUUUGACACGUAGAAUGCGGCUUUUUUAUGGCAUAAAAAACAACUUUUUUAAAUUUUAUAAAAGACAUAGAUCCCAGGGGAAACACCUGACACAAAGUGGGGAUAAACUUGACUCAUUCUGCAUGUGGGAUUUAAAAAAAGAAAGCUUGUGAAAAUCGCAAUUAUCCGUGAAAUAAAGUAUCGGAUUGUCGGGAAAAUAAUGUGGAUUUGAAAAUUUUUAAUGGAAUCUGAAGAGCGAGAAGCUAAAAAAUUGUAGUUGAGGUAUAGGUAAGCUGCAUUAAAAAUCAAAAUUCCACUUUUGUCAUAGCUCUAAUUUUUGCAAAUUUUGCACAGUGCAAAAAAUGUUCUCACUGCACCGUGCAGGCUCGAUUUUAGACCAAUUUGGGCUCCGCACAGUGCAAAAAUUUCGGUGCUUUGCACAGUGCGGACAAAAAUAUUAGUCUGUCGGGAAAAUAAUGUGGAUUUGUCGCUGCGAAAUAUCUCGCUAUAUAAUAAAUUUUUCACUGUGCAAAAAAUUUUUAUAAAAUUUUAUGUGUGAAAAUUUUGCACAGUGCAAAAAAUUUUUCUCACUGCACCGUGCAGGGUCGAUUUUAGGCCGUUUUCGGCUCCGCACAGUGCAAAAAUUUCGGUUCUUUGCACCGUGCGGACAAAAGUCGUAGUCUGUCGCGAAAAUAAUGUGUAUUUUUCGGAGAAAAAUGGCUCGCUAUAUAAUAAAUUUUGCACUGUGCAAAAAAUUUUUAUAAAAUUUUAUGUGUGAAAAUUUUGCACAGUGCAAAAAAUUGUUCUCACUGCACCGUGCAGGGUCGGUUUUAGACCAUUUUAGGCUCCGCACAGUGCAAAAAUUUCGGUUCUUUGCACCGUGCGGACGUAAGUUCAUAUUAGUCUGUCGGGAAAAUUAUGUGGAUUUAUCGGAGAAAAAUGCGUCGACAUGUUGGAGUCAAUGAAAUCUCUAGCUGUGGCUAGCCGUCGAAAAUUUAUGGACGUUUUCAAGGCCCCACAAAUCCAUAUUAUUUUCCCGACAGACUGGUAUUUUUAUGAUGUUAUAUAAUACUCUGAGGUGGACACCUUAAACCACAAGUUAUAAUUAGAUGGUAAAUCUCAGUCUAUAUAUGUAUACGUACAUUUAGAGAAGUAAAAAAGCUGAAAAAGGAACUUCUUGCAAUUAGAUUAACUCUUCCUGUUCUAUUUUAUGAGCCUUUGAUUAAGACAAAGUACUCUAAAAAAGAUCAAAAAGAUUUGUGUUGUUCCCAAGUACUCCGAGUUCUUAAUCCGCCCGGUAAUCUCCUAAGCACAUGAAAACGGCAACAAUCCACCUUCUUAUUCCGGAAACGAAGAGUUCUUUCGUAGUAAGGAAAAUAUGACGUCCUAAAAAGGGGUGUUUCGUAAGGCCUUGGGAAAACGCGAGUGGUGAUGACGGUACAAAAAUUCUUUCGAUUAACAACAAGUACAUAUUAAUAGCGUCACGAUGAUUAUGUAUUGUAUGGAUAUUACUCGGCUAGAGAGGCAAAAAAAUGAUAUCAGUCUGUCGGGAAAAUAAUGUGGAUUUAUGGCAGCAAAAUGUCUCGCCGCAGUCGCGCAUCAAAUCUCCAGCCGCAGCCAGCCCUCGCAAAGCGAUAAUAGGCGAUUUUGAUGUUUAAAAAAUCCACAUUAUUUUCCCGACAGAGUGAUGAAAGCGCAUGGAAAUUCAGCCGCUGUCCGCACUGCGCACAAAAAUUCAUUAUUUUGCACCGUGCAUCUCACCUUUUUUUUUUGAUUCUGCACUGUGCAAUUUGGAAAAAUCGCUGCGACAAAUGCAAGUUUCAAAAAUUUCGGUGCGGGGAAUUGCACAGUGCAAACGGCUUUUUUGGAAUUUGCACUGUGCGAAAAGAGAAAAAUGCACUGUGCGUUGGCGACAAGCGUGAGAAAAAGUUUGAAAUGCACUGUGCAAAAAAGAAAAGCCUCUUUUCGCACUGUGCGUUCAACUUUUUUUUUGUUUUUGCACUGUGCGGAGAGAUAUCGCGGCGGCGUCGCCGGGAAUUCGCACAGUGCAAGCGGCUUUUUUAUGGUUUGCACUGUGCGAAAAAAGAAAAAUGCACUGUGCGCUGGCGACAAGGAUGGGAAAAGGUUCAAAAUUAGCUGUGAAAAAAAGAAAAAAAUCCGUGCACUUUAUGAAAAUAUAUACUAUAUUUACUAUAAAAAGAUACUGUAAUAAGGCCUACAAAUGACACAUCUUAUAUGCAUCAAAUUGUAAAAUAUUUUUGACUUUCACAAAUUCAACUUUCAGAUCCUCUGCUUCAGCAACGGCAAAAUGUUUGUGAACGCGUUCGGAUGGGAGCGGUUUAUUCCCGAAAGCUUCUUGCCACUCGCCUUCUUCUUCCACGUGUUUUUCAUUUUCAACACUUUCACCUUCCUCCCGGCCAUCUACAGCUAUCGUUACGAGUAUUUGAAAAAGUAAGGGGUUGUCAGAAAAAUAAUAUUAGUCUGUCGAGAAAAUAAUGAGCACCCUGUCGCAGUGAAAAUCGCAUCAAAAAUGAAUUUUGUUGCGAAAAAUUCAAAUUGCUUUCCACUUCAGCGACACGAUUGGUGCAGCUACAUUAUGGUCAUUAUUUUCCCGACAGACUGAGAUACUAUUUAAAUUUGCAUAAUAAUAUAAAAAUAUUACUAUAUAGACUAAAACAAAAAUUUUAGUUCGGUUCUCGGCUGGACAGGCCUGUUCGGCCGUGUUGGCCUGGCCAUGUCAUUUUCGGCCCUAUGCAGUACCGCCGGAUAUUUGGCGAUCGAAAAGUCGGUGGCUCGAGGAAGAGACUUCUACCUCGAACAACUGCCCAAAGCCUGGACUGAUGAGCAUGGAGGAACAAACUUUAUUUACGCCUUGGACUUGGUAAGUCAGAAAAAAAACUUCUGAUAUCAGUCUGUCGGGAAAAUAACGAGCAUUUUGACGCAUCGAAAAUCGCAUUGCCGCCGAGAAAAUGAAUUGUCUUCGCGGCGAGAUCAAAUUGCUUUUCAAUUCAGCGACACGAUCGGCGACAUUGUGCUCAUGAUUUCCCCGACAGACUGAUAUUUUUAAUUAAAAAAGACAGAAAACACAAAGAUUGUGGUUUUGAGAAUUCUUUUUAAAAAUUAUGAAACACCACGUGCUUGUAUAAUAUCAAAAUUUCGCAUGUGAGCUUUAGUAAUCACUCAGAAUUUCUUCCUUGUUCUUGUAAGGGUGAAUGUACCCCAAGCGAGGAACUAUAACACGUGGUUUUGCGAAAUCUGACAAAAUGAAAAAACACAAUUCCUUAUACAAAAGAUUUUUUUUAAUUUUAAACUCAAAACAUGGAUAGCUUAUGGAAGGUUUACUUCCUUUUUCGAUAAUAAAUUUUCGCCGAAUUGAUAAAAAAAAAGUUGUACUUUUACCUCAAAGGCGCGACCAAUCCACAUUAUUUUCCCGAGAGAUUAUAAUAUGUAUAUGUAUCAUUUGAAUUUUUUGAUUUUUUUCAAAAAGUAAUCGCAUACUGUAUGGUGAAUGGGUGUGUUACAACAUAUAUAUGUAUAUCAGUCUGUCGGGAAAAUAAUGUGGAUUUUUCGAACAAUCUAUUGCCACGGCUAGCCAUAGCAAUGAUGGGCGAUUCCAAGACGCGACCAAUCCACAUUAUUUUCCCGACAGACUGAUAAUGUUUCUUCCAGAAAGUGCGUAGACUUUUCGUCCCACAGUUUUUCGCACUGUGCAUUUCAGUCUUUGCACUGUGCAAAAAAACUUUUUCGAAAAUCGCCGCGACGUAAGCAUUUUCUUUUUUGCUUCAAACGCGACGCUGCAAAUUUUAGCGACAAACAGUUGCACAGUGCAAAAUUUUUUAAAAUGGCCGGCGCACCGUGCAAAAAGAAACAUGAGGAGUGUGCACUGUGCGCCACGAUCAAAAGUCUACGCACUUUGCGGAAGGACUAAUAUCAGUCUGUCGGGAAAAUAAUGAGCACUCUGUCGCAUCCAAAAUCGCAUCACUUCUCGAGAAAAUUAAUUGUGUCGCAGCAAAAUCAAAUUUCUUUUUACUUCAGCGACACGAUCGGCUCAUCAAUAUUGUGCUCAUUAUUUUCCCGACAGACUGUUAAAAAUCUAUCUUAAAAAAAUUUUCUCUGCAUCGCAACAAUUUUUUUCUACUAGAUAUUUACAAAAUGUUUUGCUCGUUCUUUGAGUUUUCACGCAAUUUGUACGGACCAUUCUUACUAGUCAUUACCGUUUACAACUCCAAAGAUUGGCACGCAAAGUUCACAAUACGAUCCAAUUUUUUUUUAAAAAAAGAUGUAGUUUACAAACUACAUCUAUUUUAAAACCUCGCUACGCAAUUAUAUGUUUUCCAGGAUGACAUUGAAGGCGUUCUUUGGGUGGCGUCGACAAUAGUAUUAUCUUGCAUGAGCAUCAUCAUAACGGCAUAUUAUGCCUACAAGGCGUAUCGGCUGGUCAACACGAACGUGCAGAAGAAAACACAUCAAGGGAAGAGUAUUCAGAAGCAGUUUAACAAUGGAAUCUUGGCACAGGUGAGUUCUACAUACAAUAAUAGGGGUAUGUAGGAAGGAUUGUAAAACCCUGUUUUCAAAUGUCAUUUUAAAAAGGAAAUUAUUUGGAAUACUUAUACGGGGUAUGGGUUAUAGGCAAAGAUUACCACGGUCAAAAUUUCGGCUCCGGCUCCGGUUCUUAGCUCCCAGAGCCGGAGCCGAGGCCAAUUUUGCAGCUCCGGCUCUUGGCUCCGUGCAAAAUUUAAAAAGGCCUCCGGCUCCGAAUCCCGGCUCCUGUGCAAAAUGUUUUUUAAAAAUAUUCUUCCAAAAAUAGACGUUAUUAGUGCCAGAUAUCAAGACGAAGAGCCAACGUUUUUGCAGUCAAGUGACGUCCUCCGCAGUGUUUUUUCAAGCAAUUUGGUUUAACAAUAUCACGAAAUUUUUACUUUUCUGACCGCUGGGAAGCCUGGCUCCGACUUUGGGCUCGAGAGCCGGAGCCGGAAAUUUUGGGGUCGGCUCAAAAAAAUAUGCAAAAAAAAUUUUUGCAUAGGAGCCGGGAUUCGGAGCCGGAGGCCUUUUUAAAUUUUGCACGGAGCCAAGAGCCGGAGCCGAAAUUUUGACCAUAGCAAUGUCUGUUUAUAGCUCGGGAGAUAUAUCAAAAAUCUGCAAAAAUUUUCUGAUUCAGGAUAGGUAAAAAUUAGCUGCCCAGCUUUGGUUUGUAAUGGCGAAAAAGUCCGCAGAACUUUUCCCGCAACACCACGAACAUGCCUUCUUUUGACCAGUUUUUGCUAAUUCAAAUGUUUUGUUUUGAGCCAAAGAAAACCUGGCAUCUUGACAAGCCUUAAAACAUCAAAUUUGAUUAUUGCUACACGGGCAAAAAAAAAGGAAAUUUUACGGUGAAAAUUGAAGUUUUGUUACAGUUCAUGUCGCCAGGACCACUCUGGCGACUCUUUGAACUGAUUGGUAAUAGAACACGGUACUUUUUCCCAAUCGAAAGUAAAAAAAAUAAUACAGUGACGGACCUGAUCCAGUGGCAAAAAACAUAGCCUUUUGCAUCCGGGAAGUAUUAAAAAUGUGGCAAAAUGCCUCCCUCUGCCAGUGAAAAAAACUUCGUUUUGAAGGGCGCUCUCACAAAAACAGUGGGCGCGCUUUUGAAAUCGGUGUUUUUUCACUUUGUGGGGAGGUAUUUUGCUGCAUUUUUGAUACUUCCCGGAUGCAAAAUGGUACAUUUUUUGCGACUGGAUUAGGCCCCACUGUAUAUUUUUUCACUGCAUCAUCAGAUAAUAAUCGAAUCAUUUUUCCAGACAAUUACAAUUGGAGUUCUAUCCAACAUCCCAUCACUCGUCCUCUUCACUUGUAUUGCUCUAGGCAUUGACGGCACUUACUUGGGCACAAUGUUCAUGCUCCCCAUGUCCUACGUUUCGGCUGUCGGCGCCAUGCUGACGUUGUAUUGCAUGAGAGGGUACCGGCGAUGGCUGCUGCAGAAACUGCACUUACGGAGAAAGGGCGAGGUCGGGCAAUCGAGCAGCAAUUUCGAUACGAAAACCACGAAGUAUUAA